CUUUCUUUACAUUACCAACUCAAUCCCACUAUAUAUCCCUCAUUAAACCUCACAGAAUGUGUAUCCCUUCAUGUUUUCGUUUUUAAGAGUUCACACCCUGUGUCUUUUUCAACUCAAAGAAAUGACUGCAUCUUCCCUUACAACCUCUCCAAGAAAGCUUCGAUCAGAUCUUUACUCUUACUCCUAUCAGAACGAUGCAAACACCCCAUUGGUGAUCUCAGUCCUGGCUUCUCUCAUCGAGAGAACAAUGGCCAGAAACCAAAGGGUUUCCAACAACUGUAAAUGGGCAUUCACAAAAGAUUUCAGAAGCAGAGUUUUCCAUUGCCACCAGACACCAGACAUGACAAUUCAAUCCUACCUAGAAAGGAUCUUCAAGUACACCAAAGCCGGACCAUCCAUUUAUGUAGUCGCAUACGUAUAUAUCGAUCGCUUUUGCCAAGCAAAUCCAUGGUUUCGUAUCGAUGCAAGAAACGUACACAGGCUUCUCAUAACCAUCAUCAUGGUCGCUUCCAAGUGUGUUGAAGACACGAACUACAGGAAUUCGUACUUUGCUCGAGUAGGGGGAUUGACAAAAAAGGAACUAAAUAAGUUGGAGGUUGAAUUUUUAUUCUUGAUAGAUUUCAAGUUACAUGUGAAUGUGAGUGUGUUCGAGAGUUAUUGUAGUCACUUGGAGAGGGAAGUGAGCAUUGGAGGAGGAUACCACAUCGAGAAGACUCUAUGAUGUGCUGAAGAAAUCAAAUCAAGACAGGUUAAAGAAACAAGACACAACUCCAUUGCUCGUAUUUUGUUGUAAUAAUUACAUCAUCCAGGGAAUUUUCGUUCUCCCCAUUCUGGUUUUGCAAUGGUGUUAUGACUU
Molecule: messenger RNA, 856 nt
Organism: Hibiscus syriacus
Lineage: Eukaryota; Viridiplantae; Streptophyta; Magnoliopsida; Malvales; Malvaceae
Product: cyclin-U2-2-like
Exons: 2
Coding region: 71-721 (216 amino acids)
Biological process (GO): regulation of cyclin-dependent protein serine/threonine kinase activity
Molecular function (GO): protein kinase binding
Source: RefSeq, a predicted model, not a curated record